GGGGCCGGGGCGCGGGGGGCGCCGGGCCUGCCGUGCCGCCUCUCGGCUCUGCCCGCAGGUUCCGGGCGCGCAGCCCUCGGCCCGCCGCCGCCUGCCCCGGGCCCCGGAGCGCGGUGGAGGAGCCCCGCGAGGAGCCGGGGGCCCGCGCCCCGCGCCCCCCAGACAUGGUGGGCCACCUGCAUCUGCAGGGCAUGGAGGAGAGCCUCAAGGAGAAGAGCCGGGAGGGCCUGCUGGACAGCCCAGACUCCGGGUUGCCCCCCAGCCCCAGCCCCAGCCCGCCCUUCUACUCCCCGGCGCCUGGCAUCCUCGACGCCCGCGCCGGGGGCCCCGGCGCCUCCUCGGAGCCCCCCGGACCCGGCGAGGCCAGAGCGCCCCCGCCCCUCCCCCCGAAGCCACCGGCGCUCGAGAUGCGGCCCCGGAUGCUGCCUGUGUUCUUUGGGGAGAGCAUUGAGGUGAACCCCGAACCCACACACGAGAUCCGCUGCAACUCUGAGGUCAAGUACGCCUCGGAGAAGCACUUCCGGGACAAGGUCUUCUACGCGCCGGUGCCCACGGUCACGGCCUACAGCGAGACCAUCGUGGCGGCGCCCAACUGCACGUGGCGCAGCUACCGCAGCCAGCUGACCCUGGAGCCGCGGCCGCGCGCGCUGCGCUUUCGCAGCACCACCAUCAUCUUCCCGAAGCGCGCGCGCAGCUCCUUCCGCACCACCCUGCGCUGCCGCCCGGGCGCCCGCCGCUUCGCCGCCAGCGUGCAGCUGCAGCCCUGCCCGCCCGCGCCCGCGCCCGCGCCGCGCUAGGCCCCGACGGGGCCCCUGCCGCCCCCGCCUCGCCCCCGGCCGCGCGGCGGACCCGGCCCGCGGACCUGUGUUAGCAGCAGCCAAACGGCGAGGCCGCGGGGUGGCCUCGGAGCGCGCAGGGCCGGGCCGGGCAUUAGCGGGUGGCCCCCCGACGGUCCGCGAGAGGAGGGGUGCGUCCAGCCCCCGGAAGCGGAGCACGGCCCAGGCCCGGAGGGAUGGCUGGGGGACCUGCAGCGGCUCCUCCGCACCCCGCACCCGUCUGUCCAGGGCUGGUGGCCUGGCUCCCAGGCCGUGCGUGAGGGCAGAGGGUGCCCCCCAGACACCCAGCGCUCCCCGAAAGGGCUGUGGGCAGAGGGGCCUUGCGAGGGUGCGCGGCCGGCGCGGGAGGCCCAGCCUGGAGCCGUGAUGGAGCCGCCUCUGGGGACAUGCGGGCAGCCGGACACGGGCGGGUGCUGGUGGGGGCGGGGUGGUUGCGGGGCGCAGCCUGGAGAAGACCUCGGCUUGGCCGUGCCCGUGUCCUGUGGCCCCGUGUGGGACACCCAGGGCGUAGCCGUCGAGUCGAGGCCUUCAGCUCUGCAGCCGGAGCCUCGGCCGCCGAGGGGAGCGUUUCUGCGCUCCGAUGUCCGCCGCCGCUGCCGGAGCUCCCGGCCGCGUUACUACACGGAUGAUGGCUCACGGUGACAGGUGCUGCGGGGCGCACCUCCCAUGAGUGACGUCAGGGGAGGAAGACGGGAGAGACCCGUGCUCCCUGGGACGAGCCAGCGCGUGCCGGGUCGCAGCUGGGGUCGCGGAGAUGCCCCUUAGACCAGAAUGGACCCAGCGGGUGGGGGCUGCCCCGCCACUCCCCUGGCCACCCCCGACAGGGGCUUUAGAUCCCUUGGGGUGAGGGGGUGACUCUCGUGUCCAGAGAGGCCCGAUGUAUUUUAUGUGUCUACACCGUGGGGCCCAUUCUCUCCAGAGAUGCUUUCUCAUUAACAAAGAAGUAACUUAAGAACCGAUUGAUGAUCUUAAUAAAAUGUGCAAACCCUC
Molecule: messenger RNA, 1826 nt
Organism: Equus caballus (horse)
Lineage: Eukaryota; Metazoa; Chordata; Mammalia; Perissodactyla; Equidae
Gene: RFLNA
Product: refilin A
Biological process (GO): negative regulation of bone mineralization involved in bone maturation; actin filament bundle organization; skeletal system morphogenesis
Cellular component (GO): actin filament bundle
Molecular function (GO): filamin binding
Source: RefSeq, a predicted model, not a curated record